AUGAACCUUCGUGAUGCAGGUCGCAAAAGAGCCUUGCUACUUCACUAUGUUGGUGAACGUGUUAAUGAUAUUUUUGACACACUACCUGACCGAGGAGAAAACAACAACUUUAACGCUGCUUGUGAUGCAUUGACGGCAUAUUUUACUCCGAAGAAAAAUGUAUCCUUUGAAAUAUUUAAAUUUCGUAAAUUACAACAAGUCCCAGGCGAAAGCAUCGAUGAAUAUCACACACGCUUACAAAUUGCGGCAAAAUACUGCGAGUUUCACGACCAUGACACGGAAAUUAAAUUACAGAUAGAACUUGGGACUUCAAGUAAGAAGCUUCGGCAACAUUCGUUUCGCAACCCAAGCCUCACUUUAACAGAUUUGAUCAGUUAUGCUAGGACUCUUGUGGAGACUGAAAAACAAGCAUCUGGCAUCGCGAAUAGUUCAUUCAACAUGCCCUCGUCAGCAGAGAUAAACGCUGUCAACAAAGAUAAUUCUUCACCAAAUGAUCAACGUUCACAGAAACCUGAACCAAAACAGAAAGAGCUGCCUAGAACAUCAGAACAGGUACCUACUAGAAAAUGUUUCAGAUGUGGACUUGCCUGGCCCCACAAAGAUCAACCAUGCCCUGCUGAAGGACAGCAAUGCAACAAUUGCAAAAAGUACAAUCACUUUGCACGUGUUUGCAGGUCGACUCGACGAAAACAACCCAGCAACGAAGUCCGUAAGAUUGAACAGGCUCAACAACAAGUAGAAAGUGAUGACAGCGAUGAAUAUGUGUACACACUCGAGACACCAGCUGACAAAGAGAACUUUCAGAAGACAUUAAGAGUUGGAAAUUCAGAGAUACCUUUUCAAAUUGACACUGGUUCAACUGCCAACAUUAUUAAUGAAACAUCCUAUAAACAUCUUGUUGAUGGAAACCCUACAAUAACCCUUGCCAAGUCAAAAAAACGCCUUUUUGGUUUUGCUAGCUCUACACCCUUACAAGUCCUAGGACAAUUUCAAUGUACUCUUGAGUCAUCGCAUAAAAUAACGACUGCAAAAGUGUUUGUAGUGAAAAAUGCAACUGGAUGUUUACUUAGUGGACAUACAGCAAUUGAAUUAGACCUCAUUCAUGUUAAAGUGAAUGCAGUUACAGCACUCAACUCCAAAGAAAUACCAACUCGUCUCACUCCAUUGAUCCAAGAGUACAGUGAUGUCUUCACAGGCAUUGGCAAGCUUAAGAAUUUCAAGGUUCAUUUACACAUCGAUCCAAGUGUCAAACCUGUAGUGCAGCCCACUCGUCGCAUUCCCUUUGCCAUUCGGAACAGAGUUGAAGUCGAACUGAAACAUUUAGAAGACUCUGACAUUAUCGAGCCUACUACAGGGCCUACACCAUGGGUUAGCCCUAUUGUUGUCUUCCCAAAGCCUAACCAGCCUGAUAAAAUACGCUUGUGUGUUGAUAUGCGUAUAUGCCAAAUCAAGCAAUCCAGAGAGAGCAUCACCCACAACCAGUUAUCGAUGAUCUUAUAACAGAUUUAAAUGGAGCAAAAUAUUUCAGCAAACUUGACCUUUCAUCGGCCUAUCACCAGCUUGAGCUUGACGAAGACUCUCGCUCUAUUACCACAUUCACAACCCAUAAAGGUUUGUAUCGGUACAAACGCCUAAACUUUGGUACUAAUAGUGCCAGCGAAAUUUUCCAGAAUGCUUUGGACAAUGUUUUAAAUGGAAUAGAGGGAUGUCGCAACAUUAGUGAUGAUAUCAUCAUAUUUGGAAAGACAGAGAAAGAUCAUGAUGCGUCCUUGCAGAAAGUGCUGGAAGUCCUCAAAGCGAACAAUCUGAAAUUGGGGUUGGCAAAAUGCCAAUUUGACAAAGAACAACUAGAAUUUUUCGGGUAUAUCUUUUCUGCAGAUGGAAUUUCUCCAAGCCCCAGUAAGGUUGACGCCGUGAAGGAAACACCAGUUCCCACCAACCCUACAGAGGUUCGAUCUUUUCUUGGAAUGAUCCAGUACUGUGGACGUUUCAUCCCAAACCUUGCCACUGUUUCCGCACCUCUACGUAUGCUCACACAGAAAGAUGUUAAGUGGGAUUGGACCAGCAUGCAUCAAGAGGCAUUUGAAACUUUAAAACGACUACUGACUUCGGACACGGUCAUGGGGUAUUUCGAUCCUAGCAAAAACACAGAAUUACAUGUGGAUGCUUCACCAGUUGGCCUCGGUGCCAUUCUAACCCAGACAACACCCGGAAAGGAUGAUACGAAAGUUAUGGCUUACGCCAGUCGCUCCCUAACACCAGUUGAAAGCCGGUACUCGCAUAUAGAAAAAGAAGCAUUAGCUAUUAUAUAUGGCAUUGAACAUUUUCGUUUAUAUCUUUACGGGCACGUUUUUACAUUAAUAACUGACAACAAACCUCUUGAAUUAAUCUACAAGAACCUCCAGUCUCGCCCAUCCAGCCGUAUCGAGCGAUGGUGUUUACGUCUGCAAGAGUACUCAUUCCAUGUUAAAUAUCGGCCCGGUCCAAAGAAUCCUUCAGACUAUCUAUCUCGUCAUCCAUGCACUGCCACAAACACCAGAAAUUACCUUGAGAAUAUAGCUGAAGAGCACGUUUGCCUGAUUGCUGAAAAUGCCAUACCUGUUGCUAUGGAUAUUGCUUGUAUCAAGGAUGCAACCAGACAAGACCCCACUCUUAGUAAAACCAUAGAAUUCAUUCAAACAAAUAACUGGACUGCUCUUGAGAAACAAGACAAAAUGUCUACAGGAGUUAAUAUUGAUGAAUUACAUGCCUUGUAUAAACUACGAGAUGAAUUGACUGUGUCAUCAGAUGCCGAUAUUCUACUUCGAGGAAACCGAGUUGUCAUACCAACUAAACUGAGAGCCCAAGCUGUCAAAUUGGCACACGAAGGCCACCAAGGUCUAGUUAAAACUAAAUGCUUAAUGCGAGAGAAAGUAUGGUUUUACCAAAUUGAUUCAUAUGUUGAAGAGUGCAUUAAAAAGUGCUUACCUUGCCAAUCAGUCACUCGACCAAAACCCCCUGCACCACUGAAAUUGAUUCAGAUCCCAAAGCAUCCAUGGGAUACCGUUUAUGUAGAUUUUCUCGGCCCAUUUCCAAGUGGAGAAUUACUUCUUGUGGUAAUUGAUGGUCGAACACGCUUCCCUGAAGUAGAAAUUGUUAAGAGUACAUCUGCAAGUUCUACCAUCCCUCGACUUGAUCGGAUUUUUUCAACACAUGGUUUACCAAAGAAAAUUAUCACCGACAACGGCCCACCUUUUACAAGCUAUGAGAUUCAGAAGUUUAUGAAUGAUAAUAAGAUCCAUCAUCAUAAGAUAACACCACUCUGGCCUCAAGGCAAUGCAGAGGCUGAGAACUUCAUGAAACCUUUGAAGAAAUGUAUCCAAGCUGCUCAUGUUGAUCAUAAAAACUGGCGCAAAGAAAUGUAUCAAUUCUUAUUAAACUACAGAUCCACUCCACAUUCAACAACUACGGUUCCACCAGCUACUGCUUUGUUUGGACGUUCCAUUCGCAAUAAGUUACCGUCAGUUACUGAAACACUCCCAGACAUGAAGUAUAUCAACGAAACAAUAGAUACCGCUGAUCAGAAUGCCAAGUGUAAACGCAAUGAAUAUGCUGAUAAACGCCGACAUGCUCGAAUACCUCAACUCGCUGUUGGAGAUUGUGUUUUAGUGCGGCAAGAGAAACAGAAUAAGUUGACACCACAUUUUGACCCAAAUCCAUAUACCAUAACAGCUGUAAAAGGAACCAUGAUUACGGCUACGAGAGCUGAUCAUUGCAUAACUCGGAACAGUUCACAUUUCAAGUUAUUCACGGGAGGUGCUACAAAUCAAGGAGAAACAAGUGACAACAAAGUUGAGGGACGAAAUGAAAAUGCUAGAGAGAGAGAGAGAAAUGUAGUUGUUGAAAACAGAGAUGAAGGCAGACGACAAUAUCCACGAAGACAACGGAAAAGACCAGAAUUCUUUCAUGAUGGACAACGAUAA
Paramuricea clavata is the source of this 3962-nucleotide messenger RNA. NCBI's taxonomy places the organism in Eukaryota, Metazoa, Cnidaria, Anthozoa, Malacalcyonacea, Plexauridae. The record is from the annotation of a GenBank genome assembly.